Molecule: messenger RNA, 4286 nt
Organism: Hyla sarda
Lineage: Eukaryota; Metazoa; Chordata; Amphibia; Anura; Hylidae
Gene: GPAT3
Product: glycerol-3-phosphate acyltransferase 3
Exons: 13
Coding region: 1231-2379 (382 amino acids)
Biological process (GO): triglyceride biosynthetic process
Cellular component (GO): endoplasmic reticulum
Molecular function (GO): glycerol-3-phosphate O-acyltransferase activity
Source: RefSeq, a predicted model, not a curated record
CUGCUGGACCAAGUGUGUACUGCGAGGGCGCCAAUGAGUAAGAUUUCCUCAACAUAGGGGUUUCUCCCGCCACGAACUCCCCACUUAGCCAUGACAGCCGAAGAUUGGUAUAGGAUGAUGGGAGUUGUAGUUUUGCAACAGGUGGAGGGCCCAAAGUUGAGGAACACUUUACACGCUCAAUUUUUGUGAUUUGGGAUGCUUCAUGAUGCAAUUUUUGUGGCUUUCCCCUUACAAUCUUUUUUUCUCUCGAGAUAACGCCACAAAAAAACAAACAAACGGCAGCAUUAUGCGAUUUUGGAAAACUGACCCUUAGCCUAAGAAGCCACCCUAGGGGUAUGGUAUUUCAUUUUUCUCUAUUGACUCCCAGCUAAUAUCUGGACACUGCUUUCUUGGUCCCUCAAAAAUGCCAUAUAGCGCAUAUGUUUUUUUGUUGUUUUUUUGGGCCAUUUUUCUUUUUACAAAAAAAGCCUGUCUGUUUCCAGUUUAAAUGCAUUUUUAUUGAGUUUUAUGUCUGUUCCAUUUUUUCUCAUUGCAAUUCACGUGAUUCUUUAAUCCUGUGAUUGAUUUCUAUUGAAGAAUGUGAAAAAAAUGCUUUUGUGCCAUAUAGUUACAUAUUUCACCCAUUGGUCAAAAAAGUUAAGAAAAAAGAACUAGAUGGCACAGUUUGCAUUUAUUUUUGUAGUUCCUUAUUGUAUAGGGAAAACACAAGCUGGACAUUCCUUUAUGGAGUGAAAGAAAAGUAUACUGAAGUGUACAAGCAGGACAUUGGCUCCUGUCAGACCCAUAGGGGUCUAAGCUGUGGUGAAGCGUGAGUUGGUAGCACCCGAGCUCAGACCGCCAUGCAAACGCAUUAACUUCCCCAUAGUGGACAACCAGUCUUAUCUGCCGGCCCCAUCAGGCCCUACCCUGCACCCUACUACAAAAAUGGACUUGCCCGCACAUGAAAAUGGACAAGCCCGCUAAAGAGGUGUAGGGCAGCAGGCCGCCUCAUUAGAGAGAGGAGAGGGGAUGCAUUAAGCAUGGCAUGAAAGGAAAGAGGAGAGAUGCGGGGGAAGGGAAGCUGAAAGCUCAGAGUGCAUGCAAAACGAUCGGGAGAGGGAGAAAAACAAAAGUCAACCAUUGCAAAAGAAAAGUGAUUAACGCUGAAGGAGAAGAUGGACAUUAUUUGAGAAAGUGAAGUGGGCCACUGUAAGAAUUCAAAAAGGUUUUGAAGAACAAAAAAAACUUCGAAUGGUUGCAUCAAAUGGCAUCAUACAGAGGGAUGACUCGCCAAUGGAGGCAGAAGUUGGAGGCCUGAGGCAAAGUAGGAGCCAAUGCUUACAGCGGGGUGAUUUUGAGUUGUCAGAUGUGUUUUACUUUUCCAAAAAAGGUUUUGAAACUAUUGUAGAAGAUGAGAUCACCCAGAGAUUCUCCUCAGAAGAGCUCAUAUCGUGGAAUCUUCUGACAAGGACAAACUACAACUUCCAGUAUCUCAGUGUCCGCGUGACGCUUAUUUGGGUGCUUGGUGUUUUUGUACGUUACUGCAUUCUUUUACCUUUACGGGUUACCUUAGCUACCAUUGGGAUCAGCUGGCUGGUGAUAGGAGCCACACUUGUUGGGCAGCUGCCAAACAGCAGAUUAAAAAACUGGCUCAGCGAAAAUGUCCACCUGGUCUGCUGUCGGAUUUGUGCCCGAGCACUCUCCAGUGCCAUUCAGUACCAUAAUAAAGAAAACCGACCUAAAAAGGGAGGAAUUUGUGUGGCCAAUCACACCUCUCCAAUUGAUAUAAUUAUUUUAGCUAAUGAUGGCUGCUAUGCUAUGGUUGGACAGGUUCAUGGAGGCCUUCUGGGACUUAUCCAAAGAGCGAUAGCAAGGGCAUGUCCACAUGUGUGGUUUGAGCGUUCUGAGAUGCGUGAUCGCCACCUUGUGACAAAAAGGCUGCGAGAACAUGUACUUGAUAAGGAAAAAUUGCCCAUUUUGAUUUUCCCAGAAGGUACCUGUAUUAAUAAUACAUCCGUUAUGAUGUUCAAAAAAGGAAGUUUUGAAAUUGGUGGAACCAUAUAUCCUGUUGCAAUAAAGUAUGAUCCUCGCUUUGGUGAUGCUUUUUGGAACAGCAGUAAAUUCACAAUGGUAAAAUACCUGUUAAGAAUGAUGACAAGCUGGGCCAUCAAAUGCAAUGUCUGGUACCUACCUCCAAUGACUAGACAGGAAAAUGAGGAUGCCGUUCAGUUUGCCAAUAGAGUUAAAUCUGCCAUUGCAAAACAAGGUGGACUGAUUGAAUUACCCUGGGACGGUGGCCUAAAAAGGGAUAAAGUAAAAGACUCAUUCAAGGAGGAGCAGCAGAAGACCUACAGUAAAAUAAUUGCUGGAGAAAAUAAUUUAUUUCAGAAGGAGAACUGAUCAAUAGCUUACCUGUACAGCUUUCAAGAGUCCAAGAAUACUCCUGGUUUAUUUUUCUACUGUCUUGCGCUGUUCCAGAUUUACUAGAACAGCACAAGAUAUACUUGUUUAAUUGGGUAUAUUCCCUUUUUUUUCACUUAAACAAAGGACUUUACCAAAAAAAUAGCUAGGUAAGCUGUAAUUAUUUAAGUGCCGUCAACCAUGACAUGAAAAAUAUUUUGAUAAAGUUGGAUUUUUUAGCCUCCAAUAUUUUUGGUUAAGAAUAUCAGGAACAUGAUUGGUGAUUGCUUUAAUAGAUACUAGGUCAGAUUAAGGCUUAUUUCUGUGCACUAUAUAAUCACCAGAGACCUGAUACCAUUGACAUAAAAUGAAUUGUAAUGAACCAUGUUUGCUGUAUGAGAAUUGUGCAAUGAUAUUUUUACUUACACCUCAGAUUUAAAUAUGCUUGUGUAUAUAUUGUUAUUCCAUUCUCACAGAGGUUUAACCUUCAGACAUCACUACUGUUUGUGUCUAAAUGUGUGAAGUUUACUUGAAAUGGCUGUUGCUGUUUUAGCAAUAAAGAACAGUAAUUGUAUGAAGAAAAGAAAUAGCAUUUUUUAAAUAUUUUCUGUAUCAAUUCCUAACAGAAAUAAUAAUAAAAAAAUUGCAGUUGUCCAGGCAAAAGCUAACUUUUCUCCUGGAUUGGAGGUUGUAUAAAAUAAUACAUUUACUAUACUCGCCUGUUCCAGUCCCCUGCAGCUGCUGUUUCGACGCUCUUGGUCCUCUGCUGGUCUUUGCUUUUCUGGCUUGUGUCCUGUGCUCACAAGGCCUGGCCGCUCAGCCAUGGCAGUCAGGGUGUGUGAAUGUUUUACAUUAAAGGAGUAGUCCAGUUUAGGGAAAUGAGCUCUUCGGCUCUCCCAUAGUGUGUGCCAACCCCUGCACCAUGCACGAGGAGAGCCCGAGCCACUUGCCGGAGAUCGUGGGGGUUCCCAGCGGUUGGACCCUCCUGCAAUUAGACACUUAUUCCCCUAUGCUUUGGUUAGGGAAUACAUUUCUCUUAUCUGGUUAACCCCUUUAAGGGGUGUGUAUGCCUAAUACACACCACCUGACUGUAUAAUCCCUCCAAUCUCCUGAUAUUCAAUCAUAUAUUACUAAAAUUAAGUUCAUGCCCAUUUGACUGAAUCCCUAAACUAUAAACCCACAUAUUUUGAGAACAGAAGGAAGAAACUGUAAAAAAGGUAUGUGAUCAGAGCAGUGUUUUAAUGAUCACAUUUUUUGAGGUUUGGCCAUAGGUCCUCUCUAAUGAAACUAGUACAACAGAGACCACGAAAAACAUGGUCUGAGGUACAGACCGCUUCUCCUGGGCCAGACACGGGGAGUAAAGAAACGCACAGACGUCUGGUUACAGAUAACUGUCUGAGCAGGGUGCAGAUGGUAUUACACACAGUCCGGGGCAGAGUAGAAGGGAUGCAGUGUAACCCUUUGGGAGCCAUGUUGCCUUGCUUGGACUUAUGGUGCAUUUUCACCACGUUGCAUGAAUGUUACAAUAAAGCUACUCUUCUGAUAUAUCAACAGAUCCAUGCAUUUUUAAAUCAUGUUCGUUUCUGAAGUCCUUUUUAUAGUCCUUUUUUAGUUUAGGAUAUUUUGUUUGCAUCAAUUAAAGUUGCAGAGAUCUUUGGGUGCAAAAAUAUUUUUGAGAGACAACUUGACGCUUACAUUGGUAGAAUACUAGGAUACAUGUGACACUUGCAGAAUGGCUGGGUAGAAUUGAGAAGAGAUCUGUUCUUAGGCUUUCCUCAGGAUUUCUCCACACUUGAGCUUAGCACACUCCACACGCCAAUUGGGCACCAGAUAUGUGGCUAAAAAGCAAAAUGCUAGGCACAUAUCCGUGCGGUAAAUGUUCUGCAUGUAGAUAUGUAACACAAAGU